AUGUUGAAUGUGAAAUUGGAACAACGCGUCAACGUGAAAUUCAUCAUGAAAUUGUUGAAAACCGGCUACGGAAACUUACGAUUUGUAAAGGAUUGUUUUUGGGGGAAAGUGAUUGAAGACGAUCCCCGUCCUGGUCGUCCUCGUGCAUCGAAAACAGGCGGUAACGUGGACAAAUUUCGUGACAUUAUUUUAAAAAAUCGAUAUCUGAGCACUCGAGCAUUUGUUGAAUUGGUGAACAUAGAUAAAGAAACUGUUGGACAAAUUUUACAGGAAAAUAUGCAAAUGAAAAGAGUCUGUGAUAAGAUGAUGCAGAAAUGA
This is a messenger RNA of Belonocnema kinseyi, 318 nucleotides long. Its product is annotated as protein GVQW3-like. The record is from RefSeq and is a predicted model, not a curated record. Lineage: Eukaryota; Metazoa; Arthropoda; Insecta; Hymenoptera; Cynipidae. The transcript has a single exon. Bases 1 to 318 code for a protein of 105 amino acids.